Beta vulgaris subsp. vulgaris (sugar beet) is the source of this 3486-nucleotide messenger RNA. Its product is annotated as katanin p80 WD40 repeat-containing subunit B1 homolog KTN80.4. The transcript is spliced from 18 exons. Lineage: Eukaryota; Viridiplantae; Streptophyta; Magnoliopsida; Caryophyllales; Amaranthaceae. Gene Ontology annotation, cellular component: katanin complex. Gene Ontology annotation, biological process: microtubule severing; microtubule depolymerization. The record is from RefSeq and is a predicted model, not a curated record. Gene Ontology annotation, molecular function: microtubule binding. The coding region runs from base 490 to 2886 and encodes 798 amino acids.
GAUUUAACAAGAAGAGUACGUGUAUACAAUUCAUUCCUACUUCCUAGUAAAAAGAAUAUCAUGAAUUCAUUCCUACCGACUGUCUCUCUCUUUCAAUUUGUAAUUUGUAAUUUGUAAUUUGUAAUUUAUCUCUCCUCUGAGUCUCAGGCUCUCUUCUCCAGAGUCCAAUCUCCUAUCUGUCUGUCUGUCAGUCAGUGCCUGAAAAGAGUAUUGAGUCCUGAAACAAAAUCAAAGUCAAAAUCAAAAUCAAAAUCAAAAUCAAAAUCAAAAUCAAUGUCCUUAAACUUAAACUUAUAGGCAUUACCUUCCCUAUAACAUUGUUCUGGUAAUAUGUUAUACGCUGUUGUGUCUUUGGGGAGAUCUACAUUCUAAAAAUGGCUAGGUUUCUAAAAUGAAAAAGUGUCUUACUCCAACCAACAAGACGGAGCUGCAAGCUUUUCGAUUUCGGCGUCGUCGCAGAUAUUCCUCCUCAACAGUCGCCUUUCCUUCAUGACGACCAAACGUGCUUAUAAGCUACAGGAAUUUGUAGCGCAUACAUCCACUGUUAAUUGCUUAAAGAUUGGAAGGAAGUCGUCAAGGGUUUUAGUCACUGGAGGAGAGGACCACAAAGUUAAUCUCUGGGCCAUUGGCAAACCUAAUGCCAUAUUGAGUUUGUCGGGUCACUCAAGUGGGAUUGACUCGGUAGGUUUUGACUCUUCAGAAGUUCUUGUUGCUGCUGGAGCAGCAAGUGGAACUAUCAAGCUCUGGGAUCUAGAAGAGGCAAAGAUUGUUCGAACGCUUACGGGUCAUAGAUCCAACUGUAUAUCUGUGGACUUCCAUCCCUUUGGGGAGUUCUUUGCAUCUGGAUCUUUGGAUACAAAUUUGAAGAUAUGGGAUAUAAGAAGAAAGGGUUGCAUUCACACAUACAAAGGCCACACUCGAGGGGUUAAUGCCAUUAGAUUUACGCCAGAUGGGCGCUGGGUUGUAUCUGGUGGUGAGGACAACACUGUCAAGCUGUGGGACCUGACAGCCGGCAAACUAAUGCAUGAUUUUAAAUCUCACGAGGGACAGAUUCAGUGCAUAGAUUUCCAUCCGCACGAGUUUCUUUUGGCAACAGGCUCUUCUGAUAAAACGGUAAAAUUCUGGGACCUUGAGACUUUUGAGCUUAUUGGUUCAGCAGGACCUGAGACAUCUGGAGUGCGUUGUAUAGCCUUCAAUCCUGAUGGGAGGACCCUGCUCUGUGGAUUGCAUGAAAGCUUAAAGGUAUUUUCUUGGGAACCUAUUCGCUGCCAUGAUACCGUGGAUGUUGGGUGGUCUAGGUUGUCAGAUCUGAAUGUUCAUGAGGGAAAGCUUCUUGGAUGCUCUUAUAACCAGAGCUGUGUUGGAGUAUGGGUCGUGGACAUUUCGCGGAUAGAGCCAUAUUCUGUUCGUACACGCUCCAAUGGUCAUUCAGAAUUGAAGUCGGCUUCAACUGGCAAUUUGUCAGUGCAGAAUGAACACACUGCUAAGGUUGGCUCGGGCCGGCUGUCAACAUCACAGAAUUCGGAUCUGGUAGAAAAAGAUGCUAAACCUUCUGGAAGGCUUUUGGUGCCAGCAAACUCGAAUCAAGUGAACAAAGACUCCAGAGUCUCUCCAAGUCGUGGCGUUGUACCUGGCACCCCUCAUCGUGCCAAUCCGAGUACCAGCCCGAGGAACAGCCUGCCAUCAGCAGCAGUAGUUUUGAAAAGAAAUUCCUCAAAAACCCAGUCAACGCCACAUGCUUCAACAAACAGUAAAGCUGAUGUUGCGCCCAUAAUUGUCCCAAGAGAUGAUGUAAGACAAGAGCAGGCUGAAUCCAAAAGAGAAGUUUAUUCGAGAAGAACUGUUCCUCAUCCUUUACAGUCAAAGCCUGCCGAGUCGAGAAGGCUUCAGAAUGCAUGUGAAGAAUCUGACGAACCAACCAUCACGGUCCAAUCUGAAAUUGCAGCUGUCAGGGCACCAGAAUUGAGUGGUGUUGCAAAUAAAAGUGCAUUACCUUCCACCAGGAACCUAAAUAUUAGUCUUCCUGUUGCAGAGAGGAACCAGAAAGAGGACAGAUGUUUUGGCUCAAUGAAGGUUGAAUCUAAUUCCUUGUUGCAGCCUCUUGCCAGCUCCCCCCUUGACAAUUAUGAAAUUCGGGUGCCUAAAACAAGCAAAGAUGCUGGUUCUACGGAAAGCCAACGGGCUGGAAGAACACGCUCAUUGGUUGCAAACUGGGAGCAGAGAGAAAGAUCUCCCUCUUCUGAAGGUCCUACUACUAGCUGUACUUCUGUUGCCAGCAGUGUUGUGGACUCCUUCCCUAUCAAUAUGAAAUCUAAAUCGCGAGGAUCCUCUAUGUCUUGUGAAAAGGAUGUGCCUUCAAUUGCAGAUGACGAUAUCAUUUCCCAGAUAAGUGGAAGGCACGGUCAAUUUCUUGGUUCUUUGCAAUCACGGUUGGGUAAAUUACAGGCAGUGCGUAGAUUUUGGGACCGCAAUGAUGUAAAAGGGGCAAUAGCUGCUAUGGAGAAGAUGGCUGAUCAUAGUGUUAUUGCUGAUGUAGUUAGCAUUUUGACUGAGAAAACUGACAUUGUUACGUUGGAAAUUUGUGCGUGCCUCUUGCCACUACUUGCAAGCCUUCUUGAAAGUGACAUGGACAGGCAUCUAUGUAUUUCACUUGAUAUGCUGGUAAAGCUGGUGAGAGUAUUUGGUUCUGUCAUCUAUUCAACAGUAUCAGCAUCAUCUUCAGUGGGCGUAGAUAUUGAGGCAGAGCAGAGGUUGGAGCGUUGCAACCUUUGUUACAUUGAACUUGAAAGGGUUAAGCUAUGCCUGCCAGCGCUUAUGAGAAGAGGGGGUUCAGUUGCGAAGUCUGCACAGGAGCUGAAUCUAGCAAUAAGUGGCGCUUGUGAAUGAUGGUUGAUGUAGAUCCGACCUGUCUGACAGUAUUCAAUUGAUGAAAUUUCUGCGCCUGAUCCUUACUCUUACAAGUCAAAUACCCUUCUGCAGCAUCAAAAUUUAUGCUGUCUAAGCUUGUGUGUAUCUGGUCACAUGCUGAUUGAAAAUUGAAAAUUGAAAAGGCGUUAACCUAUACUUCUGUUUAUACGUCAUGGCAACUGAAGAUGGAAGGUUAAUUGAUGAGAACACCUGAUUGUCUAGCUCCGCCUCCUAGAGUCACUUACAAUGCAACCGCUGCUUCAUUUUGUGCCUUGUGGAUCAAAAAGCUAUCUAUUUUUUCGUGUGUUAACCAUCCUCUUAACCCAGUUUUAUGCCAUAUUCUGUAACAAGUGGUUUCUCAUGUGAGGAGGUGCAUUUAAUUCUCUUUUCCCAUCUGUGUAUCAAAAAGAAAAAGAAAAAGCUCGUUGUAUGUCAUGGACUUCGUGCACUAGUUGUUGAUCAGUCUUUCCUGAAUGCUGGGGUUGGGAAAUCUAAAACAAUAGUAGUAUAAGCUGAUAGGAUGGUGUAGAAUGGCGCUACCUUAAAUGUUGAGUAUAACGAAAUUAUUAAUUAUGAGUA